AAUUGCAUUUACUUCAAUAAGUUAAUGUAAGGAGUCACAGAACAAUACUUUAAAGAUUAAGGAUUAAAAUGAACACAAAUAAAAUGUUUGAGACGUAGGAGAGAUUACCGAAAUCAAAUCUCAAGUCUCAACCCAUAAACUGCAUCUUGCUUGUUUCCAGCGGGUGCAAAAAAUUUUUUGAAAAGUGAAAACUUCCAAAAAACUUGGCGCCCAAACCCAUAAAAAGAUAAAAUUGAAGCAAAAAAUUUAGUUACUGACCAAAACUAGAAAAACAGACCUCGAUUUUUCAAAAAUGGAGAUCAAAUUCUAAAAAUCGAAGCAGAAAAAAGAAAAGAUAUAAGCAGCGGUUGAAGAAGUGAAGAACAAGAAAAAGGAAAUGAAUUCAAAGCAAACUCCGACAAGGGUCUUCGGGCAGUACACUAUUGCUUCAACCUUCCUCUCACGCUCUUCCAAUUUCUCUGAGGAAUUAAAAGAGGAUUCGCGUAACAAAGAUUCGAAGAAGUUUACGUCAUUAUCAGAUUUCCUGAACCGAAAGCUUCCCAGAAGUUCUGGAAUUCCCAAAACCGUACAGGAGAAAUCAAGGCCUUUCUCAUCGCUAUUGCUUCGGAAAGAAGGGGACUCUGUUAAUAAGCAGAAUGAGAGCAAGAAAGAAGAGGAAACAGAGAAAAAAGAUGUUAUUGACAAAGUUGUUUUUGAGCAGUUUAAGCAAGAUAGCACUGAGAAAGUAGAUUGUAUGGUAAGUUCAGGUGGUGUUGGUGAAGAAGAAGAAAAAGAAGAAACUUCAAGAAAAAGACAGAAUCCAUUUGAAGGUUUAGUUGAAGAGCACAGAACACGAAGGCCUUUUCUAGUUUUGGGAGAUGAUCCACCAAAACCAAAGAAAAGAGGAAGAAGGGAGUGUUCUCUAAGCAACAAGAAACCAAAACCCCAUUAUAAUCACUAUGCAAAUGGUUGUGGCUGGUGGGACUGUGACAUGGAAGGUGUUGACAGUGAGGAAGUAGGCUCUGGUGAAGUAUGGGAAGGGGUGGGCUCUACAACAUUUGGAGGAAUAGUAGACUGGCAUUAAUUUUGAUCAGUGUUGCAGUAUGUUUAAAACUUAAGUGAUCAAUUGCCAAGAGAUGUUCAUCAAGAGUUUUUGGGUAAUGAUGAAUGGUAUCUCAAUCUCUCCUCUGUUUUGUAUCAAUAUACUAUGAUUUCUCUAGAUGCAGAAGUUCAUAUUUGAGUUUU
Molecule: messenger RNA, 1224 nt
Organism: Theobroma cacao (cacao)
Lineage: Eukaryota; Viridiplantae; Streptophyta; Magnoliopsida; Malvales; Malvaceae
Product: RNA-binding protein
Source: RefSeq, a predicted model, not a curated record